Molecule: messenger RNA, 2335 nt
Organism: Nerophis lumbriciformis (worm pipefish)
Lineage: Eukaryota; Metazoa; Chordata; Actinopteri; Syngnathiformes; Syngnathidae
Gene: rbks
Product: ribokinase
Biological process (GO): D-ribose metabolic process
Cellular component (GO): cytosol
Molecular function (GO): ribokinase activity
Source: RefSeq, a predicted model, not a curated record
UGUUAACGUUCCGAUAUUUAGUUUUCAUUUUGAUAAAUCCAUACAUCUAUCUUCAUAGUACAGCAGUAUGUUACCAUAAGUAUGUUUUGAGUAUUUUAUAGGAGCGUGCCCGAUACUGAAAAACGAGCAGGGACCAGUCACAUGUUUGGGCAGCUGUAAUCAGAACUUUGACCUCAAGUCUACACAUGUGCUUCGCACGGAAAUCAUAAAAUCGAAAACACUAAAGAUCAUGACUGAAGAGGCUUUUGAUGUGAUUGUCGUUGGCUCCUGUAUGACUGAUUUGGUGAGAGUAUAAAUUGCUCCGGAGUAUAAGUCGCACCGGCCGAAAAAGCAUAAUAAAGAAGGAAAAAAACAUAUAUACGCCAGGCACCAAGGCUACCUAAGGAAGGGGAAACCAUCCACGGUCACAAUUUCUUCAUUGGCUUUGGAGGAAAAGGAGCCAACCAAUGCAUACAGGCUGCAAGACUGGGGGCUAAAACGGCAAUGGUUGCCAAGGUCGGGAAAGACUUCUUUGGAGACAAUUAUAUCCAGAAUUUCGAGGACAAUAGCGUGCACACUGGCUUUGUUGAACAGACCCCUGAUGCAGCCACAGGAGUUGCCUCCAUUAUUGUCAACGAUGCAGGUCAGAAUGCCAUUGUGAUUGUGGCCGGUGCCAACAUGCUGCUAAGUAUGGAGGAGCUGCAGGAGGCUCUUCCAGCUGUCAGUUGUACGAAAGUACUGGUUUGCCAGUUAGAGAUCUCCCCCCAAACAUCUUUGCAGGCCUUGCGCAUGGCUCAAGAGAACAAAGUUAAAACCAUAUUCAACCCUGCACCAGCUAUCCCUGACUUGGAUCCUGACUUCUACCGAUUCUCUGAUGUGUUUUGCUGCAAUGAGUCUGAGGCUGAGUUGCUGACAGGUUUGUCGGUAAAUAAGGUGGAGGAGGCAAAUCAGGCCGGCCGGGAGCUGCUGAAGCGAGGAUGCGGCGCAGUCAUUAUCACCUUGGGAGCCCAAGGAUGUGUGGUGCUUGACGUGCAGGAUCCCUCCUCUAAACAUGUUCCAACACCGGCAGUCACAGCAGUGGACACCACAGGUGCAGGAGACAGCUUCAUCGGAGCACUGGCAUUUUACAUGGCUCAUUAUCCCACGAUGCCACUGGAGGAGGCGGCCCGCAGAGCAGGUCAAGUGGCAGGAGCGAGCGUGCAGACCAUGGGCACGCAGACCUCUUUUCCACACAGACAAGACUUGGCAGCUCAGCUCUUUUAAGAGCAGCAAUGCAGAUAUGCAUCAUGGGCUCUAAACUGGACCUAAACAUUCCUUGUUUUUGUCUUAUGAGUAGGGAUGUCCGAGAAUGGCUUUUUGCCGAUAUCCGAUAUCGUCCAACUCUUUAAUUACUGAUACCGAUAUCAACCGAUAUAUACAGUCGUGGUAUUAACACAUUAUUAUGCCUAAUUUGGACAACCAGGUAUAGUGAAGAGAAGGUACUUUAAAAAAAAAAAAAUAAGAUAAAUUAAAAACAUUUUCUUGAAUAAAAAAGAAAGUAAAACAAUAUAAAAACAGUUACAUAGAAACUAGUAAUUAAUGAAAAUGAGUCAAAUGAACUGUUAAAGGUUAGUACUAUUAGUGGACCAGCAGCAUGCACAAUCAUGUGUGCUUACGGACUGUAUACCUUGCAGACUGUAUUGAUAUAUAUUGAUAUAUAAUGUAGGAACCAGAAUAUUAAUAACAGAAAGAAACAACCCUUUUGUGUGAAUGAGUGCAAAUGGGGGAGGGAGGUUUUUUGGGUUGGUGCACUAAUUGUAAGUGUAUCUUGUGUUUUUUAUGUUGAUUUAAUUGAAAAGAAAAAGAUACUGAUAAUAAAAAAAACGAUACCGAUAAUUUCCGAUAUUACAUUUUAACGCAUUUAUCGGACAUCUCUACUUAUGAGCCAUUUAAACAAAUAUUGAAGGACCAAUAAUGUUGUUUAUAGAGCAUACAGAGUAACAUUAUUGUGUAUGAUGUGUCACAAGCUGAAAUAACACACAAGCAUUCAUUUGAAUAGUUUUACUUGUAGCAUGGUGAGAUUUAUAGGCAAUGAAGUGACUUACUCUAAUGUUGAACAAUAAAAGCAUGACUGGUGGAUGAUGGCACACCAAGUGAAUAAAAAUGUUAUAUUAACAUCUUUUGUGGUGUUUUUAUUUUAGGAGUCAGGUGUCGCGGGGAAGAGUGGUCGUAUAAAACCCAGCGCAGACAUCUUCUCUUCCAGCCUACAAAUAUGACCAUGUCAGUUUGAAAUAGUGCAGAUCAACUGUUUAUAUAUUCCACUUCAUGUUUAGAUGGAUCUGAUCUUCCUCUUCUCAAAGAACAGGACAUGCUUGUU